AAUGUAUACGUACGUGGCGAGGAGAAACAAGAAAAACAAUCCUCACACCUUUCGAGCGUUGUACGCACGUAUCUUUCCCUUGACAACUCUUUCCUCUGCGAACCGAUAUCUCACAAUUUCUAUAGUAAUCAUACUUUGUUAUUCCAUCUCCAAUAUCCCAUCAUGAAAAUCACUUUGUUCGCCGUCUCUGCCCUUGUGGCCUCCGUCUCUGCUUUCGCACCCCAGACUAACUCCCGUGUGUCCACUGCCCUUUUCAAUGGACCCACCCUUGGAGCUGGAGGUAUGGCUGAUACCCGUGACCCCGAGUCUUUCGAACACGAGGAUCCCCGAAAGUCCAUCAGUGAGGCUCCUAGUUUCGAGGAAUACUUGAAGAUGCGUGAUAGUGGAGGUGCUGCCCCAGCCGCUGCCCCAGCUGCCGCUGCCCCCGCCGCAGCUGCUCCCGCCGCUGCCGCACCCGCCGCCACCGGAGGAGGUGGUGAUGUUCUUGGAACUCUCGCCGGCCUUGAGGGACCCGGUCAGGUCUGGGGAGCUGAUGGUAUCGCCGUCGGCAAAGAAGAGUCCGACCUUAAGGGAUACGACAACUUCGAUGUUUUCAUGGCCCGCCUUCAAUCCACUGGAGUCGCCGCUGAAUUGUCCGGAGCCGGUCCUUUCACCGUUUUCGCUCCCGUGAACUCCGCCAUCGAGACUUACGAGGCAAUGAAGGGACCCGUUGAUGCUGCCGCCCUCAAGCUUCACAUUGUCCCAGGAAAGAUUGCCUCCAGCGAUGUCUCCUCUGCCGACCUUACCAGUUUGGGAGGCCCACUCACCUACCGAUACGCCGUCCGCAAACACUUCGUCAACGAUGUCAUCAUUGGAGAAAAGACUUUCGGACCCUUCAGCGACUACCCCAUGGAUGUUGCAUGCAGCAAUGGAGUUAUCCACGGAGUUGCCCUUAUGUUCUAAUUAAUCACUUCGAUUGCAUUUGUAAAUAUCUAAGCAUGACAUUACUAUGG
This is a messenger RNA of Seminavis robusta, 992 nucleotides long. Lineage: Eukaryota; Bacillariophyta; Bacillariophyceae; Naviculales; Naviculaceae. The record is from the annotation of a GenBank genome assembly.